This is a messenger RNA of Triplophysa dalaica, 2140 nucleotides long. It is a transcript of the gene ctu1, whose product is annotated as cytosolic thiouridylase subunit 1 homolog (S. pombe). NCBI's taxonomy places the organism in Eukaryota, Metazoa, Chordata, Actinopteri, Cypriniformes, Nemacheilidae. The transcript has 3 exons. Gene Ontology annotation, biological process: tRNA wobble position uridine thiolation. The record is from RefSeq and is a predicted model, not a curated record. Gene Ontology annotation, molecular function: tRNA binding. The coding region runs from base 341 to 1372 and encodes 343 amino acids. Gene Ontology annotation, cellular component: mitochondrion; cytosolic tRNA wobble base thiouridylase complex.
UUUGUUUAACAAGAUAUAGAAAGAUAGAAUAAAUAUGAUAUAAUAAAAAAGUUUACCCUAGACGUCAAGCGCUUCCAUUCCAGCAGGUGGCGGAAAUGCGACAUCAGCUGAGAGAAGAGGAGAAGAAGAGACACACAACACGAGCUACUGAGAAUGAGCACGUCAAACUGUUUAAAGUCAGAGAAGUGUUUUUAUUUUAAUCCAUAAUCAAACUCUUCCACUUCUUCGCGGUGUUUUCUUUUGACUCGGCACUAAGCGUUUUGUUUUAUGACAGUUAUAAAUCGGAGGAAAUAUUUCAGAUCGUGAGCUGAAUGCUGACCAUCAGAAUCCCUCUGCAGACAUGCCUGUCCAGUGCAGUCAUUGCUCACAAAGACGUGCAGUUCUCAAGCGGCCAAAGACGGGACACUCCCUCUGUAAGGACUGCUUCUUCGGGGCUUUUGAGGAGGAGAUCCAUCAAACCAUCGUGUCUGCCAGCCUGUUCAAUCGUGGGGAGACGGUGGCCAUCGGUGCCUCGGGUGGUAAGGACUCUACUGUUCUGGCCCACGUGAUGAAAGUCUUAAAUGAGCGCUAUGAUUACGGGCUGAACCUUCUGCUGCUGUCUGUGGAUGAGGGCAUCACCGGUUAUAGAGACGAUUCGCUGGAAACGGUGAAGAGAAACCAGCAGCAGUAUGAUCUGCCCCUGAAGAUCGUGUCUUAUGAGGAGCUGUACGGCUGGACCAUGGACGCCAUUGUGAAGCAGGUGGGAUUGAAGAAUAACUGCACUUUCUGUGGUGUUUUUCGCCGACAGGCGCUGGACCGGGGAGCCAUGAUGCUGAAAGUAGACAAGAUAUGCACAGGUCACAAUGCAGACGACGUGGCGGAGACGGUUCUCAUGAAUGUUUUGCGUGGGGACAUUGCACGUCUACGUCGCUGCACAGCCAUUAGCACGGCCAGCGAGGGAGAGGGCGCCAUCCCGCGCUGCAAGCCCCUUAAAUACGCCUAUGAGAAGGAGAUCGUCCUCUAUGCCUAUUUCAAGAAGCUCGACUACUUUUCCACGGAAUGCAUCUACUCGCCCAAUGCGUACCGAGGUCACGCUCGGGCCUACCUCAAAGACCUGGAGUCCAUCAGGCCCAGCUCCAUCAUAGACGUCAUCCACUCUGGAGAGACCCUCUCGAUAAAGGAGGGCGUGAAGAUGCCGGUCCAGGGAACGUGUUCACGCUGCGGGUAUAUCUCGAGUCAGGCUUUGUGCAAGUCCUGUGUUCUGUUGGAGGGCCUGAAUCGAGGGUUACCCAAGCUGGGCAUCGGAAAACAUCACCGCCUGCAUGGCAAAAUUCUGGCUCAGGAGCCUUUGACAGAGAAGGAACAAAGGAAACUAAAAGCUGUGGAUUUUUGACACAAGAUUGAUUUUAAUUACAACAUAUAACUAAACAAAAAUGUAGUUUUAAAGAUGCCCUGCUUUGUUUUAUGAGAUCAUUUUGUUUUAUUAUUGAGGUUUGGGUUAGUUAAACACAACUGAAUGUCACAUUUCAAGCUUUAAUGCCUUAACUCAGAGACACGAGCUGUUCCUAUCUGAACACGUUUCUAAUUGAAACGACAUUGUAAUAAAGUUUUUAAUCAUCCAUUCUAAUUUAACUUCCAAGUCUUUGGAAGAUGUUUUGUAUCACAUUAAACUGCUGAAAUUGUGGGAUUGUUACACCUUGUCCUAUUAAGCGAAUCUGUACAUAUUAGAGAAUAAAACGAAUAUGGAAAGGAGUGUUUUUAAUGUACUUCAACUUGUGACCUGAUGUGGUAUAAUCAUCCACAUAAUCAUAUAAUUAAGUUUGCAUAGUUAUAUAUUGGGCAUAAAGUCAUAAAAUAUCAUUUGUGAUUGCCAGGAACAGUGUGGGGCAAGUUACUUGGAAAAAGUUACUAAUUACAUAUUCAACAGUAAAAUUAGAUAACUAUACAAAUUACUCUCUCCAAAAAGUAUUUCAUUACUCAUGACUUUUUACUUUCUUUAUCCUAGAUCAACCAUGGUUGGUUAAGUGAUUCAAGGAUGGACAUAAAACGUCUCUCUUGAUUAAUUCAAAUAACUAGUAUGAAUCUACAUAAAGAAGUAUUAUUAACUGACCAAAUUAUUACAAAUGUGAGAAGUAUACAUUAAAGCAUAGAUUUUAAAGAU